AAAUUUCCGUUUGUGUCGCUCUAUAGCCGCUAGGGGGUUGGAAAUGUCACAGCAAAUGACGACCAUGACUGACCUGAACAACAUAGACCAGCUCAUCCUGCGCAUUAUCGACACUCGUCGUCUCAAGCAGCUAAACUUGACCGAAACGGACAUCCGGCUGUUGUGCACCAGGUCACGCGAAGUCUUUAUGACGCAGCCCAUGCUGCUCGAACUCUCUGCUCCUGUGAAGAUCUGCGGGGAUAUUCAUGGUCAGUUUACGGACCUUUUGCGUUUGUUCGAUUAUGGGGGAUACCCGCCGGCCUCGAAUUACCUAUUUCUCGGAGACUAUGUGGAUCGCGGAAAGCAAUCGAUUGAAACCUUGUGCCUGCUGCUGGCCUAUAAAAUAAAAUACCCGGAGAACUUUUUUCUGCUUCGCGGAAAUCACGAGUCGGCAGGAAUUAACAGGAUAUAUGGAUUCUACGAUGAGUGCAAGCGGCGAUACACGAUAAAGCUUUGGCGUACUUUCGUGGACUGCUACAGUUGCAUGCCGGUAUCUGCGAUCGUUGAUGAGAAAAUCUUCUGCUGUCACGGAGGUCUCAGUCCUGAUCUGCUAAAUAUGAAUCAGAUUGGCCAGUUGGCGCGGCCAUGUGACGUCCCGGAUAAAGGUUUACUGUGCGAUUUACUUUGGUCCGAUCCGGAUCCCAAGAUAAUGGGCUGGAGCGAUAAUGAUCGAGGAGUCAGCGUGACCUUUGGGGCGGAUAUAGUGGGCAAGUUUGUGCACCGGCAUAAAUUCGACCUCAUCUGUCGCGCCCAUCAGGUUGUGGAAGAUGGCUACGAGUUCUUUGCUAAGCGCCAACUAAUCACCAUAUUCUCCGCGCCGAACUACUGCGGCGAAUUCGACAAUGCAGGCGCCAUGAUGUCGGUGGAUGAGACGCUGAUGUGCUCGUUCUACGUUCUCAAGCCCUCGAAAAAGCCUGGCUUGCGAAAGAUCCACUCCAAGAGCUGA
Molecule: messenger RNA, 985 nt
Organism: Drosophila takahashii
Lineage: Eukaryota; Metazoa; Arthropoda; Insecta; Diptera; Drosophilidae
Gene: Pp1-Y2
Product: Protein phosphatase 1, Y-linked 2
Cellular component (GO): cytoplasm; nucleus
Molecular function (GO): protein serine/threonine phosphatase activity
Source: RefSeq, a predicted model, not a curated record